AUGGAUAUUGAUACCCCGGUGCCUAUGGCACCACAGACCAACGAUGCAGGCGAGACACCGACAACGCUCUGCUACAACUGCGGGGCGCCCUUAGUUGGAACGACGAUAUGUCCCGAUUGCAUGAAACUUCAGGUCGAUAUAUCCCAAGGAAUUCAACGAGAGGCAGUCCUUAACCUUUGUCGCGACUGCGAGCGCUGGCUCCUACCACCGACCUCAUGGCAGGUCGCUGCCCCCGAGUCGCGAGAGUUGUUGGCGCUGUGUUUGAAGAAGCUGAAGGGACUGAACAAAAUUCGAGUGAUUGACGCUGGAUUCAUCUGGACCGAACCGCACUCGCGUAGAAUCAAGGUCAAGCUCACCAUUCAAGACUCGGUGUCCGACGGCGUGAUUUUACAACAGACUUUCGAGGUCAUAUACAUCGUCAUGUACCAGCAGUGCCCGGAGUGUCAAAAGUCAUACACCCCCAACACAUGGCGGGCUUCCGUCCAAGUGCGACAAAACGUUCUCCACAAGCGAACCUUCCUGUACCUCGAACAGCUCAUCCUCAAACACAGAGCACACCAAAACACGAUCAACAUCAAGGAGGCCAAGAACGGAAUCGAUUUCUUUUUUGCUCAGCGGAAUCAUGCGGAGGGGUUCCUUGAUUUCCUUCAUUCUGCAGUGCCGGUAGAAGUGAGCAAGUCGCAACAGAUCAUCUCCGAGGAUAUCCAUACAUCGACGAAAUCUUACAAGUUCACCUACUCUGCCAAGAUUGUGCCUGUCUGCAAGGACGAUCUGGUGGUUCUCCCGAUCAAGCUCGCGAAACAACUAGGAAAUAUCUCUCCCCUGUUGCUUUGCACACGGAUCGGCACCUCGCUCAGCUUUCUUGACACCAACACCCUUCAGACCGCGGACCUCAGUUCACGGAUAUACUGGCGAGCGCCUUUUACCUCUCUAGCAGAGGCCAAAGAUCUUGUCGAGUUCAUUGUCCUGGACGUUGAACCAACUGGAUACAACAAGGGUAAAUGGUUCCAGUCUGAAGUGACUGUCGCUCGGGCGUCUGAUUUCAGUGGGGACAAGCAAUUUUUCACUCGGACGCAUCUCGGCAGCAUUAUUCAUCCUGGUGAUUCUGUCCUGGGCUAUAUGCUGACGGGGUCCAACUUCAACAACGCCCAGUUUGACGAGAUCGAGGCAUCCAACACCUACAAGUCCACAAUUCCAGACGUCGUUCUCGUCAAGAAAUACUACCCAAGACGCUCGAAGCACAGCAAGCGCAAGUGGAAGCUCAAGCGUAUGGACACGGAACAUGAUCCCUACCUCCUACCGAACAACAAAGAGUCUGUGGAGAAUGACUUUGAGCUGUUCUUGCGUGAUGUAGAAGAGGACCAGGAUCUUCGCCAGACGCUGGCAUUAUACAAGAACAAGCAGAAGGAUGACACCGCGAGUGUUGCGGACACUGACAUGAUGAACGAUGACGAGGAGGAGGUACCGAAAAUCAACAUGGAUGAGCUACUGGAUGACUUUGACGAACUCGAAAUCGACGACAACAUGCAAGGAUAG
Aspergillus puulaauensis is the source of this 1536-nucleotide messenger RNA. RefSeq names its product ribosome-binding protein NMD3 (gene NMD3). The record is from RefSeq and is a predicted model, not a curated record. Gene Ontology annotation, cellular component: nucleus; cytoplasm. The transcript is spliced from 2 exons. Gene Ontology annotation, biological process: ribosomal large subunit export from nucleus. Bases 1 to 1536 code for a protein of 511 amino acids. Lineage: Eukaryota; Fungi; Ascomycota; Eurotiomycetes; Eurotiales; Aspergillaceae. Gene Ontology annotation, molecular function: ribosomal large subunit binding.